AUGGGAUUCUUUUCGUCAAACAAGGAGGCGCAGAGUGUGUCGCCGGAGCCGAUCGACAAGGUCGAGCUAGAGCAGGUCAGCCCGGACCCGUCGGUGCCUGCGCCGGACCUGUCGCGCCAGGAGCAGCUGGAUGCGGCGAUCCAGAAGAAGCUCCAUGAGGAGCUGGGGAAGCUCCGCAAGCAGGAGAAGGAGGUCCAGACGCAGAUCGAGCUGGCCCUCGAGAAGGAGAACCUGGACAAGCAGGCCAAGUCCUGGUUCAGCCGCGACAAGGGGCAGAGCAGUGUUCUGCUGCAGCAGGAGCUGGAUCGCGUCAAGGCUCAGAACGAAAAGUACCAGCACCGAUCGGUCGCAGACUACCCGGAGCUGCAAAAGGCCCGCGACGCGGUGUCCCAGUGCUUCCUGUAUGUACCUGCCUCCUCACACACGCAGCGAGAACAAGCACCGCACCCUGGACUGCUGGAAGGAGGUCGAGGCGUUCAAGAAGGCCAUGGCCGACGCAGAGAAGGU
This is a messenger RNA of Malassezia sympodialis ATCC 42132, 507 nucleotides long. Lineage: Eukaryota; Fungi; Basidiomycota; Malasseziomycetes; Malasseziales; Malasseziaceae. The record is from the annotation of a RefSeq genome assembly.